AUGUCUCGCUACAUCAAUUUAGUAAAAAUUCAUAUCAUUGUUGAAAGCAAGACAAGAGUGUUCCAUGCAAACCACUAGAGGAGUUUGAUAUUAAAGUAUACAGAGAAAAACUUAAUGAUAAAUAUGGAAAAUCGCCACUUGCAUCCUAGCAUACGCAACCCAUAUCUCCAAAAAAGAAUAUCAAAAUAGGGUAUUCAAUCAAUCUACAAUAGUAAUCCAAGUUUUGAUUUAUUGCAAACUAAAUUAAAAGAAUUUUCAAAUAAAAAAAGUAUAUCGCCAUUAAAAUCAAGAGUUGAUCAAAAUUCUCCAAAAAGAGUAUCUGGAAUUUAGCAAUAGAUUUCUAAGAUAGGCACGUUAAAUUUUACAUUGCCAUCCAAAUAAAUGAGAAUUGGAUCUUUCUCCGAUACUUUAUAGUUCAAUGGUUCUAUUAGUGAAGAUAGAAGAAUAUAUCCAGUGAGACUUGAGACUGAAGUCUAAGAAAAAUUGGCAUUCUCCCAGAAGCCUAUUACCAAUAUGAUUCCUCUGCAUGAAAUCAUGAAUAUGAGAAACAAAUUAGAAAAUGCACAAUUAAAUGUUAAUUAAAUUAGUUCUGCUUAUACAAGUGAAAUGGUUAAAUUGGCCUCUGUUAUUAAUUCCUAAUUGAAAAAGAAAUCAAAAUGA
Molecule: messenger RNA, 660 nt
Organism: Paramecium tetraurelia
Lineage: Eukaryota; Ciliophora; Oligohymenophorea; Peniculida; Parameciidae
Exons: 3
Source: RefSeq, a predicted model, not a curated record